Hyposmocoma kahamanoa is the source of this 2817-nucleotide messenger RNA. Its product is annotated as IQ and ubiquitin-like domain-containing protein. Gene Ontology annotation, cellular component: acrosomal vesicle; motile cilium. The record is from RefSeq and is a predicted model, not a curated record. The transcript has 5 exons. Gene Ontology annotation, biological process: cilium assembly. Lineage: Eukaryota; Metazoa; Arthropoda; Insecta; Lepidoptera; Cosmopterigidae. Bases 31 to 2541 code for a protein of 836 amino acids.
ACAGUACAAAAGUUUGCAGAACUAAGAAAAAUGGGACCACAUAGGACCAUAGGAAUCGCCCCAAAGACUGAGUGCAUAAAAGGGGUAGUGGCCUGUCAAUGUGAAUUAGGUCGGGAGAAGUUAUUGACUGCUCCUCCGUACAGAAUGCCCGUGUCAUUACCUAUACCUGAAGAAGCCCAGCAGAGGUACCAAACGGCGCCCUGCUGUCGUGACGUUGAACAGUAUCAAUGCCCCACCAAGCAAAUUUACGUCGUCUUCAAAUCACCCGCCCGUGCCAACGAAGUGUUCAGCAAAGUCUUUCCAGCCACAACUCCUAUCAAAUAUGUAAAGCGCAAACUUUCCAAGUUACUAUCAGUGUCAAAUAGCAAUCUAUUACUCACAAAAAACAGAACCGUACUGAAAGAAACAAGUCUCUUAAAAGAGCUCAAGGGUGAUUCUUGUGGUAACUUACGAAUCGACGUAUUUACAAAAGAUUCCGAGGAAUUUUCCCUAUCUUCAAUACCGAUGGAAGCAUAUGUAUGUGAACUUAUACAGGCUGAUGCUCCCAAAAAGAAAACAAUACCGUUCAUCGCAAUCAAAUUCAAAGUUCGCAAUCAAAAUACGACGUUUACUCGUUCCUAUCACUCAAUUAUGAAAAUACAUGAAAUCAAAAAGAAUUUGGGAGGUCUUUUUGGAGUGGAACCGGACAAUAUUGUGCUUUUACGAGCAGAGCACCCUUUAAAAGAUCGCAUGGCUCUAUUAGACCUUGACUACGACAAAUAUGGCAUAACUGAGGUUGAACUAUUGACAAAAAACCAUGAGAAGCUGAAUUUCGAAAAACUAUAUAGAGAAAAUCCAAUAAAUGACGUCAUAUCGGUUAUGGUGCCCUUCGGUAACAUGGUCAAACAUGUGAAUGUUGAAAUAUUCUCUGAUGCAAUGAAGAAACCUUAUUUGGGUGGUUACAGAAACAUUCAUACAGGCACCGAGUAUCAUCACGCGUACACCCAGACCCCACAAAAGCCUGAGAAAUUGCCUGCCGAACGGAAGAAUUGUCGCGACACACAGACUGCCGAAGAGCGAGAAAAGAUUUAUGAUACAGCGUACAGUCGUGCGACGCAAAUGAACAACCCAAAUGUGUUUAUACCAAACGUGACGGACCGAAUUGUAGUGCCGAAGCAAUACGAGACUUACGAAGAGAUGAUUGAACGUCUGAACCACAAUCAUUAUGCCGCAGUGAUACAGCGCGCGUUUAGGCACUAUCAGUUUCGACAAAAGGUGACACGGUGGUUGGCUGAAUGCUUGGAAAGAAUAGCUAGGAUUAAAGAAGAAGAGAGGCUGGAGAAGGAAGCGUUGGCGAGACGUCUACGUAAGGACCUCAUUACUAAGACAUUCCCUAGGACGCGUGAGGACUUCGAUCAACUUUAUGCAAUGGUGGAUCGAUGGAAACACGCAGAAAUAGCACGAAUAUCACAGUUACAUUCCAAAGGUCCUAAAAUAGCAGAGUUCACAUUGCUUCUCGAUAAAGAGGUGGAGUUGCUCCGAUGUAUAGAAGACUACAGAGUACAAGUAAAAGAAGACAGUCGCAAGCUGAAAGAAAGACGAUUUUUAGAAGAACUUUCCAAGCCAAUUGCGUGGUACGGUCGUAAUGGCAAAGUGGUACAAAUGGAAACCAUAGAAAUACAAAAAGCAAGAAAAUUAAAAGAAUUGUAUAAUUCUAUUAUCCGAGAAGGUUUAGAGGUUAAAGAUCGCAUAGAACUUCUUGUAGACUUGAAGUUUGCUUUACAAGAAUUUCGGCAUCCGCUUGCUGAAGAAAUAAUCACACUUCUUGAUAGAGAGUGCGACUUGCUUGUUAGAAGAUGCAACGACCACCAACUGGAGUUCCUUCGACGACGAAUCACAGCUGCUUUGAUUCAAUUGAUAAAAACAUCUGAGCUAAAUUCUCACGUAACGAAAUUGAAAGAUAUAAGAGAUUUUAGGAAGAUGGACAACGGCAACCUUUAUUUGUGCGAGAUGUGUCACCAGGUGAAACAGUAUGAAGAGUUUCCUUUGAACACUUUGAUGAAUGGGUUUUUUGUUUGCAAGUCUUGUUCUUGGAAAGACGUUCAUGAGCGUUUGUGGAUAGACAUGACGCCUUAUAAGUUUAUUUUGAGGGCCGUGCAACGCGAUGAGAGACGCCGUAAAUGCUGGGGAUCCUUAGCUUUUGUCUUACAGGAAAAGGAUAUUUUUUAUAUUGUCGAGAAGUUGUGGCACUCUCAUUCAGCCAUUAGCGAAUGCAGUGAUAUUACAGAAUUACGACUGUGCAGAUGGCAUGUGAACCAAGAUUGGUCGCCGUGGAAUUGUUUCCUGGUAACAGUUCAGGAGAUGAAAGCGCAUUUGAAAUUGGAGCACCCUGAACAAGUUUACGAUGAAGACUUGCUACAGAAGAUUCGCACCAAACACAAUCUCGCUAAGGCGACAUUCGAGCAACUCCUUUCUGUAAACAGACGUUUUACGCAGGCCGGGGAUUGGCAAGGUGUAAGGGCUCCAGUCACCGCCCGCGUAGAAGCUGUAGAUCGAUUAUGAACUAUUGAAUCUUGCCUUAUACGUAGAGAAUCAAAGAAGAAAAAAGAAGUAGAUUUAAUUUUUAUUUAAUAGAAACUGAAUUAUUUCCGUUUCGUAAAUUAGAAUCACCUUUUUUGUUGAUGUCACAGAGUUUUAAAUACACAUAUGUUCGUUUUGCGACUAUUCGUUGCUGGUCACCACAACGAAUUAACCAUUUACUUCUAGUAGGCAAAGUUUAGUUGUAUGACGAAAUAUGAAUUAGCAAGAGCUCACGUACAGUCCCGAGGCACAGACGUC